GCCCGCCCCCUCCCCCACCCCCGUUCCCGGACCCGCCGGUGGGGUCUGGAUCCCACCGUGCCGCGCCGGCCGCCGCCUCUGUUUUUUCGACGCCUUCGCCGCCGCCUCAAGAGGCGACCUAGUCGGGAGUUCCGCCGCCGCUGCCAGGAUGGAUAGAAUGACAGAAGAUGCUCUUCGCCUGAAUCUUUUGAAGAGGAGUUUGGACCCAGCAGAUGAACGAGAUGAUGUCUUGGCAAAACGACUCAAAAUGGAGGGGCAUGAGGCCAUGGAACGUCUGAAAAUGUUGGCACUGCUCAAAAGGAAAGAUUUAGCAAAUCUUGAGGUGCCACAUGAGUUACCUACCAAACAAGAUGGCAGUGGUGUCAAGGGUUAUGAAGAGAAACUCAACGGCAAUCUGAGGCCUCAUGGAGACAACAGGACUGCUGGGAGGCCAGGCAAAGAGAACAUCAACGAUGAGCCUGUGGACAUGAGUGCUCGGCGGAGUGAGCCAGACCGAGGAAGGCUGACUCCUUCCCCAGACAUAAUUGUUUUGUCUGAUAAUGAGGCUUCCAGUCCCCGGUCCAGCUCCCGGAUGGAAGAAAGACUCAAAGCAGCCAACCUAGAGAUGUUUAAGGGGAAAGGCAUUGAGGAACGGCAGCAGCUUAUCAAGCAGCUGAGGGAUGAGCUACGUUUGGAAGAAGCUCGACUGGUGCUGUUAAAGAAACUAAGACAGAGUCAACUACAGAAAGAGAAUGUGGUCCAGAAGACUCCAGUUGUACAAAAUGCAGCAUCUAUUGUUCAGCCAUCUCCUGCACAUGUGGGACAGCAAGGCUUAUCUAAGCUUCCCUCCCGGCCUGGGGCUCAAGGCAUUGAACCUCAAAAUUUGAGAACAUUACAGGGUCACAGUGUCAUCCGUUCAGCAACCAACACCACCCUUCCACACAUGUUGAUGUCUCAACGUGUUAUUGCACCAAAUCCAGCCCAACUUCAGAGUCAACGGGGGCCACCAAAACCUGGCAUUGUACGCACCACAACACCUAACAUGAAUCCUGCCAUCAGUUACCAACCACAGUCAAGUUCUUCUGUUCCCUGUCAGCGCACAACAUCUUCUGCCAUCUAUAUGAACCUCGCCUCCCAUAUCCAGCCAGGGACUGUGAACCGAGUGUCCUCACCACUUCCUAGCCCCAGUGCCAUGAGUGAUGCUGCCAACUCACAGGCUGCAGCCAAAUUGGCUCUUCGAAAACAGCUGGAAAAGACGCUCCUGGAGAUACCACCUCCAAAACCUCCUGCUCCCUUGCUUCACUUCCUGCCUAGUGCAGCCAAUAGCGAGUUCAUCUACAUGGUAGGCUUGGAAGAAGUCGUACAGAGUGUCAUUGACAGCCAAGGCAAAAACUGUGCCUCACUUCUGAGGGUCGAACCCUUUGUAUGUGCCCAGUGCCGCACAGAUUUCACCCCUCACUGGAAGCAAGAAAAGAAUGGUAAGAUCCUCUGUGAGCAGUGUAUGACUUCCAACCAGAAAAAGGCUCUCAAAGCUGAACACACCAACCGACUGAAAAAUGCUUUUGUUAAAGCCCUACAGCAGGAACAGGUAAGGAUUCUGGCUCCUACUGCACAGUCAUCUGAACAGGUUUGCUUUUCCCAAAAGGUUGUUGUUAGCCAGGCGGUGGUGGCACACGCCUUUAAUCCCAACACUCAGUAAAUAGAGGCAGACAGAUC
Messenger RNA from Peromyscus leucopus (white-footed mouse), 1695 nucleotides. RefSeq names its product GATA zinc finger domain containing 2B (gene Gatad2b). NCBI's taxonomy places the organism in Eukaryota, Metazoa, Chordata, Mammalia, Rodentia, Cricetidae. Bases 149 to 1678 code for a protein of 509 amino acids. The transcript has 8 exons. The record is from RefSeq and is a predicted model, not a curated record. Gene Ontology annotation, molecular function: sequence-specific DNA binding; zinc ion binding. Gene Ontology annotation, biological process: negative regulation of transcription by RNA polymerase II. Gene Ontology annotation, cellular component: NuRD complex.